AUGUACAACCAACAAUGGCCUUAUCAUGUUACCCACAAUAUGCCCUCACAAGGGUACAAUGAAAGUGUCCACUGGGACAGUGCCCGAUGGGUACAGGCGGCGGAAGGAUUAGUACCACCGGAUGCUGUCGUCGGUGGAUAUGAAGGCGAAACCACGUUCAUUGGACGGGCAAAGCACCGUGGAUCGAUAGUACCCGGCCGGGUUGUGCCAUCAAAGAAGGCCUGCUUCAUUGUGUGGGGCGGUGAAGAACAUGAAAAGCGCGACUACCAGGUGCUGUGCGGGUACGAAGGAAGAUUUGUACGCAUUGGCAGAGGUUACGUCCCGGAAGGUGCGCUGCGAGGUGGUGUGUCCGAGCAAGGAAAUCCGCUCUACAUUGGACUGGUGCGUUUGGGCCUUACCACCAUUGUCGGUAAGGUGCAACCGGAACAUUUGUGCUGCUACGUCGGAAUCGAUGGUGUAGAGAGAGCAUUUACUGAAUACGACAUUUUCGUUUCCAUGACCGGAUACAAGGGAUAA
This is a messenger RNA of Anopheles marshallii, 516 nucleotides long. RefSeq lists its product as uncharacterized. The record is from RefSeq and is a predicted model, not a curated record. The coding region runs from base 1 to 516 and encodes 171 amino acids. NCBI's taxonomy places the organism in Eukaryota, Metazoa, Arthropoda, Insecta, Diptera, Culicidae. The transcript has a single exon.